This is a messenger RNA of Lipotes vexillifer (Yangtze River dolphin), 1383 nucleotides long. RefSeq names its product ankyrin repeat and SOCS box containing 10 (gene ASB10). Gene Ontology annotation, molecular function: protein binding. Gene Ontology annotation, biological process: intracellular signal transduction. NCBI's taxonomy places the organism in Eukaryota, Metazoa, Chordata, Mammalia, Artiodactyla, Lipotidae. The record is from RefSeq and is a predicted model, not a curated record. Gene Ontology annotation, cellular component: nucleus.
AUGAGCUGGUCCCCAGAAGAGUGCAGGGAGCAGGGCGAGCCCCCUGGUGACCGACAUGCCCUCUGUGCCAGGCUGGUGGAGAAGCCCAGUGGAGGGUCCGCCGAGCGCCCGGAGGCAUGCCCGAGACCCAUCGUCACGCGCACGGCCUCGGGACCCGCCUUGGCCUUCUGGCAGGCAGUGCUGGCCGGGGAUGUGGGCUCUGUCUCCUGCAUCCUCGCCGACUCCAGCACUGGCCUGGCUGCGGAUUCCGUCUUUGAUACCAGCGACCCAGAGCGAUGGAGGGAUUUCCGCUUCAACAUCCGUGCUCUGAGACUCUGGUCGCUGACGUACCAAGAGGAGCUGACCACCCCACUGCACGUGGCGGCCAGCCGGGGCCACACGGAGAUCCUGCGGCUGCUGCUGAGGCGGAGGGCAAGGCCAGACAGUGCCCCUGGGGGCUGCACCGCCCUCGCAGGCCACGCUGCCUGCGUGCACGUGCUGCUGGUGGCAGGAGCCGACCCCAACAUCCCUGACCAGGAUGGGAAGCGCCCCUUGCACCUCUGCGGGGCGGCCGGGAGCCUCGAGUGUGCAGAGCUGCUCCUGAGGUUUGGAGCAAAAGUGGACGGUCAGUCCGAAGAACAGGAGGAGACCCCUUUGCAUGUGGCCGCCCGGCUGGGCCACGUGGAGCUGGCAGACCUACUUCUAAGACGGGGAGCAUGUUCCAAUGCCCGCGAUGGUGAAGGCUGGACCCCGCUGCUGGCCGCCUGCGACGCCCGCUGCACGUCCCCCGCUGAUGCCGAGGCCACCACCACUCACUGCCUCCAGCUGUGCCGCUUGCUGCUCUCGGCCGGGGCCGACGCCGAUGCUGCUGAUCAGGACAGGCGGCGGCCCCUGCACCUGGCCUGUCGCCGAGGCCAUGCGGACGUCGUGGAGCUGCUCCUGUCCCGCGGCGUCAGCGCCAACGCCAUGGACUAUGGGGGACACACGGCCCUGCACUACGCGCUGCAAGGCCCGGCUGCAGCCCUGGCCCAGGGCCCCGAGCGCACGGUGCGGGCGCUGCUCAACCACGGUGCCGUCCGCGUGUGGCCUGGGGCUCUCCCCAAGGUGCUGGAGCGUUGGUGCAUGUCCCCGCGGACCAUUGAGGUCUUGAUGAACACCUACAGUAUCAUGCAGCUUCCUGAGGAGGCCGUGGGCCUGGUGCCUCCUGAAACUCUGCAGAAGUACCACCAUUUCUACUCCUCCCUCUUGGCCUUGGUGAGGCAGCCCAGAUCGCUGCAGCAUCUGAGCCGCUGUGCACUCCGUGCUCACCUGGCGGCCUGCCUGCCCCACGCCCUGCCCCGCCUGCCCCUGCCAGCCCGCCUGCUCCACUACCUACAGCUGGAUUUCGAGGAUGUGCUCUACUAG